Molecule: messenger RNA, 2277 nt
Organism: Pygocentrus nattereri (red-bellied piranha)
Lineage: Eukaryota; Metazoa; Chordata; Actinopteri; Characiformes; Serrasalmidae
Gene: phospho2
Product: phosphatase, orphan 2
Exons: 2
Coding region: 499-1224 (241 amino acids)
Molecular function (GO): phosphatase activity
Source: RefSeq, a predicted model, not a curated record
CAACCAGUUCAGCCAGCUUCAGCUGGCCAGUCGAGUUGUUUGCUUGGUCAGUAGGUGGAGAAGUAGAGAAGUAUGCGUUUCUUCAUAACUCCGGUUUAGUCGCGCGUUUAAUCAGUACCGCUUCAUAUAAAACAGCCCAGUUCUCCCCGUCGAGAGUUGAACUACCUACUUCUGCGAUGCCGCAUCCUGUCUGUAGGGGGCAGUAGAAGAGCUUAAUCUUUAAGCGAGCUGCCGGUUGGUCUUCCGAGAAGACGCUGUGUGGGCCUGAGCUGGUGAGCGCUGGUCUGGCCGCCCCUCUGGUCAGUGUUGUCGUUGGUGCUCGGCUCUCGGUCGAGCCGCGGUCGCCAGCUCGCUGACGGCAUGGAUACGUUUCUAAAGUACUCCGUGUAGACGCUGAACGGCCGGCGGUGCAGAUGGUUGAUGUAAACAGUGAGCUAGCUACGCUAAGCUAAGCUAAGCUAACGUCCUCCUCGGUCUGGGAAGGGAGAAGAGGUCAAGAUGAAGACGUUGGUUGUGUUCGACUUUGAUCACACGCUGGUGGACGAUAACAGCGAUACAUGGGUGGUCCGCUGCGCUCCAGAGCAGAGUUUGCCAGCCUGGCUGAAGGCCUCCUAUGAGAAAGGACACUGGACGGAGUACAUGGGUCGCGUUUUGUCUUACCUCAGAGACCAGUCCGUCUACCCGGACGCAAUCAGAUCGGUUCUGGAAACGAUUCCCUUCACAGACGGAAUGGUAGAGCUGCUGACUUUCAUUUCGCAGAACAAGCGCAAUAUAGACUGCAUUAUAGUGUCUGAUUCCAACACACUCUUUAUAGACUGGAUUUUAGAGGUGCGUGGAGUGAAGAGUGCCGUCGACAGUGUGUUUACAAAUCCUGCUAGCAUUGAGAAUGGUGGGUACAUAGGAGUUCAGUGCUUCCAUUCACACCAGUGUGAGAACUGUCCAGUUAACCUGUGCAAACAGAAAGUUUUGAGUGACUUUAGAGAAAGUCAGGCCAGCUCUGGUGUCCACUACCAGGCCGUAUGUUAUAUUGGAGAUGGAGGAAAUGAUUUUUGUCCCAUAAAGGUUUUGAAAGAGACGGAUCUAGUGAUGCCACGUAAAGGUUACACACUGGAAAAACUGCUGUCCAAGGCCAGGCAUGAAAAUAAAGCACUCAAGCCCCAAAUUGCGCCCUGGAGCAGUGGAAGUGAAAUUCAGCAGCAGUUGCUUGACCUCAUCCAGCAGUAAUCUGACCUUUUAAUUAUGUAAAGAUGGUGAUCUAUAACAGUUUAAAAGAGAUGUGACAUUUUAUAUAUAUAAUGUAGUGAUGGAGCUACACCAAUACCCUGUUGAACCAUAGCCAUUUUAUAGGGCCUUAUUUACAAAAUAUGAAGAAAAGGACUAGGAUUUUUAUUCAUAUAGUCAUGCCUUAUGCCACUUUCUGUAAACUUUAACAGUGGCGGUUUAUCGAUCUCCAUAUUUCGAGCUUUACAGAACGUUGGCAAACAUCUUGUUCAGCUGUAGCACAACAAGCUUUUUCCAGGAUUAAAAAACUUGAGUUAAUGAAGGAAAAUUAGAAAAACAAAUCAGAGUGCACUUUUUUUUCUUGUCAUGUGCUGUAACAUCAGCAUAGUGUUGAGGACGUGUUGUUUCUAACUAGCCUCAUUUUGGUUAGCUACAACAAAAGUGUCCAAAUCAGAAACGUAGCUACAGUAGCAUCAAUUGUCAACAUCGUGAAGACCUUGUCCUGGCGUGAAUGGCUCAGUUAAGCCAAUGAAAGGGUAAUAUAUGAAUUUGUUUUAUAAAACAGGCUGAAGUUUUAUUUCAUAGACACUUUUUACCUUGUUUACCCAACUAGCCUGGUUUGUUUGAGAAGACCUGCUUACCUGAUUUGGAAGCGGAUGUCAGUGGAAAGUGGUAACAGUAUUCCUAAUAGCUCUGUACUUCCUUCAGCUGAGUGACUUAUAACCACACUGUGGGUUCCUUUGAUCAACUGUUAUCAGCACUAAUUUGUACAGUGUUUAACAGUACUUAUGGGGCAUUUUGAUCAUAUAAUGUAAGAAUCUGUCAUUUUUAAGAAAACAUUGCUGUUUGUGUGUAUUGACUGAAGGUCAGUGAGUGGUAAUCUCAGGGAUAAAUCUAUUGAUGGACUCAGUGAACAAGUGUAAUGAUGCUCAUUAACAUGUGACGGCAUAAAUGAAGCCGUUGCAUUAAAAGUAGUUUGUGUUGUUCAGAGUCCAUUGUUGUGCUAACGUAACACCAUUGCACUCUUUGUCAUUAAAAUACUACACCUGAAUUAUA